Molecule: messenger RNA, 1934 nt
Organism: Ceutorhynchus assimilis (cabbage seed weevil)
Lineage: Eukaryota; Metazoa; Arthropoda; Insecta; Coleoptera; Curculionidae
Source: the annotation of a GenBank genome assembly
GGAGUUUAGUAAAGAAAGACUGAGUUUAUAACUUCUGUUUGAUGCUCAGAGAGAGUUGCAAGAAAAAUAUAAAAGUGCAGUGAACUCAAUUAAUUUAGAGAGACAGAAAUAAAAUAGGAUCAAAUAUUUCUCCGUCUCUGUUUAGGUUAUGUUGUGAUGGUGUUUUUGUGUCCUCGUCCUCUCUUAACAUUUUUGUUAUUGUACUAGUUCCACUUUCCCUAGUGUUUUGUCCACAAUGGAUUACAAUAAUAUAAUAAGGGACCCAAACGAAAAAACCCCGCAAUCAUCAGUGUUCCGUUUCGAUUCCUACCCUGGCCAAACAAAUCCGUAUCCUUUCUAUGAGCACAAUCCGUCUAUGCACUUGCAAAACACUACCCCAAUGUUUUCCAGUUUUAUACCAGAACAACAAAUUCCCUCGCCCAUAGCCCCACCAGUACCAACUUCGUUUUCGUUUGGUUACCCAAAUAGUCCCAUGAUGGGACACUUCCCACAUUAUACUGCACCCAAUGAUUUUUCCAGCCUCAAACCUAACAAAUUUAAUUUGGGCAAACGGAAAACAAACUCACCACCUUUACAACUCUACAAUAAGCAACACAUUACAGAAGAAAAAAUGGCAGAGUACAUGUCCAAGCUACACAUCAACUCCGAAACGGUACCAUCAGUUCUGGAACCAGAAUCUCUUAAAAACAAAAGGCUAUACAUGUGCGAGGAAAUGCGCAAAUUGCAACCAGAACCCUUACUACCAACUUCGCUGCUUUCCAAAAUGCAACAACCCUGUACAGCUCUGGUUUUGUGGAAACCACCAAGCAAGGUACUGCCAGCUUUGUUGGACAAUAGUAAAAACACCAAAGGAAAAGAUACAGAAGAAGAUGAUGAUCCACCUUUGGAUAUGGAUAGUGAAUUUAUUGCAACAAUGGAUAUGGACUCGUAAUGGUUUAAAUUUUUAGGUGUUUUUGUGCUUUAUGGUUUUGUGUUAAGACUGAUUAGAUUUUUUUUGUACUACUGUUUAAAACUUUUGUGACAAAAAUGUUAAUAGAAUUAUUGCUUUUGUAUUAUUGAAUUAUUAUAUUAUUUUAACUUUGAUUGAGUUGCAUUUUUGAUAGAAUAAGGGCUUCCCAGAGAAUACCUACCUAAUUGUUCAAAUUUGAGGAUUUUUCAGGUCAUUUCAUAUAUAAUUUAUUUUAAUGAUCUUGUGCAAAGAAUUCUAACAAUAUACCUCUACUAGUAAUAAUGUAAAAGGAUUAUAAUUAUUCAUAGCAACUAUCUCACAACAAUCUCAGCAAAUCAUAGUAUUUAUCUACUUAUAAAUAUAUGUAUUGAUUUUGAAAGUUUCUGGAUUUCUAAGGAAAGAUUUAGAGAUAAUUCCUAGGACUUGCAAAUUGUAUCAUUUUCCUUUGAGAAAACUCUUAUGGACAUUUCAAUCCUCUGAAUUCUGCAAAUCUUGAAAACUUAUUACAUAAUUUUAAUGAAUUUUGAACUAUAAAUGAAUCACUUAUUUGCAAUUUUCCUGUUAAAUUUCUCUCAAUAUCCUACAUCUUUAAGCAAAUAAAGUACUUAAAAAUCUGUCAGAACAAUUUAAAAAUUACUGAAAAACUUCUAAAAUGCUCCAGAACUCUUCAACCAAGUUAGAACACUUUAGAACUUCAAUAAAACCAUUUGAAACGUUCCAAAACACUUUCCAGCAGCAUUAUGAAAGGCUUCAGAACAAUUUAAAAACUUCAGAAUUAUUUCAGAGAGCCUAGGGCUCUUGAUUUGAAGUUUCAUCGUUUUAGUAAGAAGGUACCUACAUUUUAGAUUUUGGAAAACUUUGGAAGGUCAUAACUUUUUUACUAUUAUAGAUUUUAUAUAAUAGAUUUCAGCUCAUUUGCACUUAUAGUUCCUGAGAUAAAAUCGUGUUAAACAAUUUGGGGUGAUUUAUCAAUUUUUCAAUUUUU